GAUAAUUCCUCAAGUCUUCUUUGCCUGUUUUGCAGUACAUACCUCUACGAAUUAAUAUGUACGAUAUAAAUACACACUCGACCUAAAAUUUGUUGAUCUCUUUCUUGUUCGGGGAAAGUUUGCCUGAUUGGUUUUCCUGACGGUCGGUGGAUCGGAUCAAAUAAAAUCGAUUGUAUUGAUCUGAUUUUUCGUUUAUUUAUCAUUUAGGUGAUGUAUCAAUAAAUUAUUUGAUUGUGCUUGGGAAAAUUGGAGGUCGAGCGAUUGGAGACAAAGUAGAGAGAAUUUUUCUUCGUGGUAGCGAAACAUGUCUGCCGUUGUGUGCGGGAAGAGAUCAAACAUCUUUGAGGAUUCACCUUCAUCGCCGCCAGUCUCCAAAAGGAUCCGCUGUUCAUCGUCAUCCUCGUCCCCAGGCCGAAGCUUCUCGCCGCCCAGGGCUGCUGCGACCUCUUAUACCUCCUCCAAUUCUGUGCUCGAUCAUCUUGUCGCACUCUUUCCCGACAUGGAUAAGCAGUUUCUGGAGAAAGCCCUUGAGGAAGCUGGUGAUGAUUUGGAUUCUGCAAUCAAAAGGCUUAAUGGACUUCGGAUUAGUGCUGCUGCAAGUGUGUCUGAUAUUACACAGGAAAUUGGCAAUCAAUUUCGUUCUGAAGUGGCAAACAGUGAGCAAACUCCUCAAAGAGAGGAACCACCUACAGAAAGCAAUCUCCCUGUUGAUGGAGCAGAGUGGGUUGAGCUUUUGGUCAGGGAAGUUUUAACUGCUCCAAAUGUGGAUGAUGCUAAGGCCCGCUUAUCACAAGCACUUGAGGCAUUGGAGAAGUCCAUUUGUGCAAAUGCUACAGCAGAGGCUGCAAAAAGUUUCCAAGAGGAAAACAUUAUGGUAAAGCAGCAACUGGAAGCACUGCUGCAUGAAAAUACUAUUUUGAAGCGAGCUGUUUCUAUCCAACAUGAGAGACAGAAGGCAGUUGAGGAAAUGGGUCAGGAAUUGCAUCAGCUAAAACAGCUGGUGUCUCAGUACCAGGAGCAAGUCCGAACACUUGAGGUGAACAACUACGCCCUUGCAAUGCACCUUAAGCAGGCCCAACAGAACAGCCAAUUCCCUGGGCGUUUUCACCCUGAUGUGUUUUAGUUACUACUCUCUUGUAUGUUAUUUAUGCAUGCGGAGCACACUACAGUCUCUUGAAUAAUGCAGGAUUUUGGCAAUAGUUGCCUUUGGUGUUGGGGUCCUAUACUUCUGCUGAGUGUGUUCUGAUGCCAUGUUUUCUUUGCUUGUUUGUGGUGCUUGUACUUGAGAAACGUUGUGUUCUGUCUUGUUAUGUGUGAUAUAUUUAUGCAACUGGAUUUGUUGCUGAAUUGAGCUGGCUAUACAACUAUGAACAUUUUUCUAUUGCUUUGUUAUUAUGUGAAUGUAUGGCUCCACUGUGAUAGGUAUGUGGUGUUCGUCAUCGAAAUUGUGUAUUUGGAUAGUUGCAAAACUCGAUUGAGUUUGGUUUACUAGACAUCAGUAUAUAUUGUUUUAGCUCGGUCGAAACAUAGCAGUUCUUCUUAGGAUCCUCACAAAUAGAAAUACAGUACAAAUUACAGAAAGUUGGUAAGAAUCACCUUUUUUCGUCAUCUAGAAAGCAAUUGGUUUUGCUUUAUUCAGACAAAAAGUUGACAUAGGUGUUUGUGUGUAUAUUUGGUUCAUUUCGUCUAGGAAUUUAC
Messenger RNA from Striga asiatica, 1698 nucleotides. The record is from the annotation of a GenBank genome assembly. NCBI's taxonomy places the organism in Eukaryota, Viridiplantae, Streptophyta, Magnoliopsida, Lamiales, Orobanchaceae.